UUAACCCUCUAUGGCAUUCUGUUGCCCUCAGGCAACAAACCACUAUUUUGGCCCACACACCGCCCCUUUAAAUUUUUUUAAGUAAAACAUCACAUUAAAAGUCUGAUGAUAUGUCUGUGACCAAUGAAAUUUGAGCUAGGCGUGGCUUUGACCUUUGUCUUGGAGUGAAACAAUCCUUUUUUGGACCGCAGCAGACUUGGACACACCCCUAGCAGAAGAUGACCUGCCUGAUGACAAUGAGUCUGUGGAUGAAGAGGAAAAUGAAGAUGAUGAAGUAUUACAGGAAGCUGUUCCACGCUUACCCCGUUGGAGAACACCCCACAGUGCCAAUAUCACUGACUACCCAGAAUGGCAGGCCAGUCUUCCAAAAUCAGAUCAUAUCAAUUCCCCCUACAAAUACUUCAAGAUGUUUUUUUCUGAAGACAUUCUGGAACUAGUUGUAGAGCAGUCAAAUUUAUAUGCCAUUCAGUGUGACACCAACAAGCCCCUUAACCUCGCUAAAAAAGAACUGGAACAAUUUAUGGGUACAGCAGUAUACAUGUCAUUGUUUGGAUUACCAGGCACCCGCAUGUUUUGGAACAAAGCCACCCGAGUGUCCCAGGUAGCUGACACCAUGGGACUAAACAGAUGGGAGUUCAUUAAAAAAUCCCUGCACUUCAACAACAAUGAGGUGAGACAACAAGAAAAUAUUGAUCCACUCCACAAAAUCCGACCACUGGUCACUCAUCUUACCUCAAAGCUGCAGACAAUACCAAUGAGUGAGAAGUUGGCUGUAGACGAGCAGAUGGUCCCAUUCAAGGGAAGAAAUACACUCAAGCAAUACCUGCCAGCUAAGCCAAAGAAAUGGGGCUACAAGAUAUUCAUCUUGGCUGGCUCUGAUGGUGUCCCGCACAAUUUUGAGAUUUACACAGGGAGAGUUGUGCAACCACCUGAGCUGCCAGAUGUAGGAGCAAGUGGCAAUGUUGUCCUCCGUCUGGCCCAGCCAAUACCCAGACAGCAGAACUACAAGGUGUUCUUUGACAACUGGUUCACGAGUGUCCCUCUCAUUCUCACACUUGCUCAGCAGGGAAUUCACUGUACUGGUACUGUUCGUAGCAACAGACUACCAGGUGUCAACUUGAUGUGUGAUACUGAGUUGAAGAGAACUGGGCGUGGAUCUUUUGAACAGAAGAUGGCCACGGUUGGCGAAACCACCUUGCAUGCCUUGAAAUGGUAUGAUAACCGUUCAGUCAGUCUUCUCAGCAAUUACAUUGGAGCACACCCAGUCACCGACGUUGAUAGGUGGGAUGCCAAGCAGAAAAAAAUCAUCAAAGUUCCCUGUCCUGCUGUGGUGAGAGAGUACAAUAAAAAUAUGGGUGGAGUGGAUCUGCUGGACUCCCUCAUUGCACUGUACCGCAACAAAAUCAGGUCGAAAAAGUGGUACCAUCGGCUGAUGUUCCACUUUAUCGACAUGACCAUCGUGACUGCCUGGCUGCUCUACAAGAGAGACUGCAGCAGCACUGGGAUGAGAAAACAGGAACAGAUGAGGCUUUAUACAUUCAAGUCGUAUAUUGCAGAAAGCUUGUGCAAAAGUGGCAAGAAUCUGGAGCGCAAGAGAGGUCGUCCCAGUUCCACAAUUGCUGGGGAGUACGAAGAGAAGAGGAGAAGAGGACCCACUACACCUAUCCCAGUCCCUGAUGUGCGUCUGGAUGCCACAGCCCACUGGAUGGUCAUGGAUGAAAAGAAAGGGAGAUGCAAGGUACCAAGAUGCACAGGUACACCUAAAGCCAAGUGCCAAAAAUGUGACGCCCACCUUUGUUUCACAUCCACCAGCAACUGCUUCAUGAGGUUCCAUACAGAAUAAUACAAACUGUACUUUGUAAAAAAGAGAAACACAGAGCCAUUCAGUACCCCACAGGAACAUGUAUUUAGAAACAUAAACACACUGCAGCUAAUCUCUAAUGCACUAAUUAAUAAACCAUUUGUGGCCGUUUGUUGAAAGGAAACUUGUUGAAAUUGAAAUAAAACUUGAAAUAAAACUUCUUCUAAUGUAUUUAUUGCUUGUUUGUUCAUCAUUCCACUUAAAGAAAACCUUGGCGUUUUAGUACCCUUAUAGCAUAUUGUUGCCCUGAGACAACAAACCAAAAUCUGGUGGGGGGGGCAGGGUGGAGCACAUUUUCUGAUUGAUAUUUUAUAAAGACCCCCUCAAGCUCCCAAAACUAGGGUGAAAUAUUUUUUUCCUCAUAAAAUAAAAAUUCAUGCC
Molecule: messenger RNA, 2242 nt
Organism: Cyprinodon tularosa
Lineage: Eukaryota; Metazoa; Chordata; Actinopteri; Cyprinodontiformes; Cyprinodontidae
Product: piggyBac transposable element-derived protein 3-like
Exons: 2
Coding region: 407-1843 (478 amino acids)
Source: RefSeq, a predicted model, not a curated record